UGCGACAUGAACUGGUAGUUGUAAACGGAUAAACAGAGUGAUUGUUUGAUUAGAGGAGAGUCAAUCUACCUUCAUCUUUCCACCAUUUCAUCUCUUAUAACCCCAUUUCCAGUAGCCCAACCAUAUCUGCACAUCUACUCAUCAUCUUCUAUUCAUCCAUUACUACAAUUCGUCUCAUCCGAGGAAAUUAAAACCCACAAAAACUUUGAAGCUCCUCUAAUGGAGUCCGUAGUUUCCGAGCUAGAAGGGGCACUCCUGAAGAGCCCAGACCCCUUCUCGUACUUCAUGUUGGUGGCCUUCGAGGCCUCCGGGCUGCUCCGUUUUGCCCUGCUGCUCAUGCUCUGGCCGGCGAUCAGAGCGCUGGAGUUUCUCGACAGAUCAGGGAACAUCGGAUUAAGGUUGUCGGUUUUUGUGGCGUCGGCCGGGGUGAGGGUGUCGGAGAUCGAGGCGGUGGCGAGGGCGGUCCUGCCCAAGUUUUACCUGGACGAUGUUGACAUGGAAGCUUGGAGGGUUUUCAGCUCGUACGAGAAGAGAACGGUGGUGACGAAGACGCCGAGGAUCAUGGUGGAGACGUUUGUUAAGGAACACUUAAGAGCCGAUGAUGUUUUCGGGACUGAACUUUCCGUCAACCGCUUCGGAUUCGCCACCGGUUUCUUGAAAGAUGAUUUUGAUUCCGUUAGCCGCCGGGUUUCUCGUUUCAUUGGUCACAAUAAUAACCCUCCUUCUUUUGUACUACUUGGAAGGUUUUUCUCCGGAUUUUCCAUCCAGCAACAAUUGCGUCCACCAUUUGAUAGUGGCAAAAAUCAAGAAUGCGGGAUAAUAAAGCCUUCGCCGGUGUUCUUUCACGACGGCCGCCUGGCGAGGCGUCCGACACCGUCGACGGCGCUUCUAAUCCUUCUAUGGAUACCGGUAGGGAUCCUGCUCGCCGCAGUUCGGAUGGCUGUGGGCUUAACUCUACCGAUAUGGACCGUUCCCUAUCUAGCAUCCUAUUUCGGCGGCAAAGUUAUUGUGAAAGGCAACCCGCCGCCGCCGGUCUCCACCACCAACUCCGCCGGAGUGCUCUUCGUCUGCACCCACCGCUCAUUGCUCGACCCCGUCGUCCUCUCCUCCGUCCUCCGACGUAGAAUCCCGGCGGUAACCUACUCCAUCUCGCGCUUCUCCGAGAUCCUAUCUCCGAUCCCGACCGUCCGUUUGACGAGAAAUCGCGACAUAGACGCCGCGAAAAUCAAACGCGAGCUCCAGAACGGAGAUCUUGUCGUGUGCCCAGAAGGUACAACAUGCAGAGAAGCGUUUCUCCUCCGGUUCAGCGCCCUGUUCGCAGAAUUAACCGACCGGAUCGUCCCGGUGGCCAUGAACUACAGAGUGGGGUUUUUCCAUGCAACAACCGCUAGAGGUUGGAAAGCCAUGGACCCGGUCUUCUUCUUCAUGAACCCUAGACCCAUUUACGAGGUUACAUUCUUGAACCAGUUGCCGGCCGAGGCAACAUGCGCCUCGGGAAAAACUCCCCAAGAAGUCGCCAAUUAUGUGCAGAGGAUAUUGGCGGCAACGUUAGGGUUCGAGUGCACAAACUUUACGAGGAAGGACAAGUACAGGGUUCUCGCCGGAAACGAUGGAACGGUGACUCACAAUUCCGGCGCCGAUGAUAUGGGAGAACUCGUAACGGCGUUCAAGAAGGUGGUGGCCAUUUUCAAACCUAAUUAUAUAAUGCAAGAAAGCAGAUAGAUUAUAAACUAUUAAUUCUUGGUCGUCUGGUAA
Molecule: messenger RNA, 1755 nt
Organism: Ipomoea nil (Japanese morning glory)
Lineage: Eukaryota; Viridiplantae; Streptophyta; Magnoliopsida; Solanales; Convolvulaceae
Product: glycerol-3-phosphate acyltransferase 5-like
Exons: 3
Coding region: 220-1722 (500 amino acids)
Biological process (GO): cutin biosynthetic process
Cellular component (GO): membrane
Molecular function (GO): phosphatase activity; glycerol-3-phosphate 2-O-acyltransferase activity
Source: RefSeq, a predicted model, not a curated record